Molecule: messenger RNA, 7555 nt
Organism: Neofelis nebulosa (Clouded leopard)
Lineage: Eukaryota; Metazoa; Chordata; Mammalia; Carnivora; Felidae
Gene: ZKSCAN1
Product: zinc finger with KRAB and SCAN domains 1
Exons: 17
Coding region: 658-5886 (1742 amino acids)
Biological process (GO): central nervous system development; regulation of transcription by RNA polymerase II
Cellular component (GO): nucleus
Molecular function (GO): RNA polymerase II cis-regulatory region sequence-specific DNA binding; DNA-binding transcription factor activity, RNA polymerase II-specific
Source: RefSeq, a predicted model, not a curated record
UACCAUGGCAGUUUUAUGAAACCAGCCACCCCUGGCUUCACUUUGAUCUUCCUCUGUUUACAUACCCCUGUUUCAAUUCCUUGGCCACAGACAUACAAUUACUAAGAAUUAUUAGUGCUUGAUAAGAACUAUAAUUACUACAAUGACUGCCCGAAAUGGAAAGGGCAGGAGAGAAAUCGAAUUAUCAUAUGGACUGGUGUCUGAGCUGGGCCAUUUGUGUCUCGUAAACCUGAACCCCGCCUCCGGUCCAUUCCCUGAAUUAACUCCCGGCGCACCCGCCGAGCGCGGUAACCUUAAGACUGGAGGCUUGAGCACCGAAGGCAGGAGCGGGAUCCAGCGAUUCGGGAAUCGAGAUGCAAAUUCCUCCUGCGCUCCUAGAGAGGACCCGGAAGCGCAGCGCAGUCCCGGAAGGCGAGAUGCUGACACACUUCCUGUCUUUGUGACUCAUUGUGUCUGUGUCGAGGCGUCGGGAGGGCCUAGGUCCGUGUGCAGCGCCGUUCUGCCGGCCUGAGCCCCAGAGUCAGCUCCCCUUUCUCGCCCAGCGCCCCCAGGCUGCUCCCGGGGCUCACGGAACAAUACCGAAACAUAUCAGAAAACAUCUAGAACAGAAAGGAGAGCACAGACCCUGUUUGGAUCAAGUCAGCUCCCUGAGCCUGAAUGAUGACUGCAGAAUCCAGGGAAGCCACAGGUCUGUCCCCCCAGGCUGCCCAGGAGAAGGAUGGUAUCGUAAUAGUGAAGGUAGAAGAGGAGGAUGAAGAAGACCACAUGUGGGGGCAGGAUUCCAGCCUGCAGGAGACGCCGCCUCCCGACCCAGAGAUUUUCCGCCAACGUUUCAGGCACUUCUGUUACCAGAACACUUUUGGGCCUCGAGAGGCUCUGAGUCGACUGAAGGAACUUUGUCAUCAGUGGCUCCGACCAGAGAUAAACACUAAGGAGCAGAUCCUGGAGCUGCUGGUACUGGAGCAGUUCCUCUCCAUCCUGCCCAAGGAGCUCCAAGUCUGGCUGCAGGAAUACCGUCCUGAUAGUGGGGAGGAGGCCGUGACCCUUCUGGAAGAUUUAGAGCUCGAUUUGUCAGGACAGCAGGUCCCAGGUCAAGUUCAUGGGCCUGAGAUGCUUGCCAGGGGGAUGGUGCCUCUGGAUCCAAUGCAGGAGUCCUCAAGCUUUGACCUUCAUCAUGAGGCCACCCAGUCCCAUUUCAAGCAUUCAUCUCGGAAGCCUCGCCUCUUGCAGUCACGGGCUCUCCCUGCCACCCACGUUCCUGCCCCUCAUCACGAGGGGAGUCCCAGAGACCAGGCGAUGGCAUCUGCACUAUUCACAGCAGAUUCCCAGGCAAUGGUGAAGAUCGAGGACAUGGCCGUGUCCCUCAUCCUGGAGGAAUGGGGAUGUCAGAACCUGGCUCGGAGGAAUCUCAAUAGGGACAACAGGCAGGAGAAUUAUGGGAACGUGUUUUCCCAGGGUUGUGAAAACAGGAAUGAGAAUGAGGAGUCAGCCUCAAAGGCUGAAAACGCAGAAGACUCAGCAUCACGUGGGGAGACAACAGGAAGAUUCCAGAAAGAUUUUGCAGAGAAACGUGAACAGCAGGGCAGAAUAGUAGAAAGGCAGCAAAGAAACCCUGAGGAAAAAACCGGAAGAGAAAAAAGAGAUUCGGGGCCAGCUACGGUCAAGGAAAAAAAACCCACCACAGGAGAGAGAGGUCCAAGGGAGAAGGGUAAAGGAUUGGGAAGAAGCUUUAGUCUGAGUUCAAACUUUAAUGCCCCCGAAGAGGUGCCGACGGGAACGAAGUCCCACAGAUGUGAUGAAUGUGGAAAAUGCUUCACGAGGAGUUCAAGCCUUAUUCGCCAUAAAAUAAUCCACACUGGAGAAAAGCCCUAUGAAUGUAGUGAGUGUGGGAAAGCCUUCAGUCUUAACUCAAACCUUGUCCUGCAUCAGAGAAUCCACACCGGAGAGAAGCCUCAUGAAUGUAACGAGUGUGGCAAAGCCUUCAGUCACAGUUCAAAUCUCAUUCUCCAUCAGCGGAUCCACUCUGGAGAGAAACCUUAUGAAUGUAAUGAGUGUGGGAAGGCCUUCAGCCAGAGCUCAGACCUUACUAAACAUCAGCGGAUCCACACGGGGGAGAAACCCUAUGAAUGUAGUGAGUGCGGAAAAGCUUUCAACCGAAACUCAUACCUUAUCUUGCACCGGAGAAUUCACACACGAGAAAAGCCGUACAAAUGCACCAAGUGCGGCAAGGCCUUCACCCGGAGCUCGACCCUCACUCUACACCACAGAAUCCACACGAGAGAGCGAGCCCCCGAGUACAGCCCCGCCUCCCUUGAUGCCUUUGGAGCAUUCCUGAAAAGCUGUGUGUUGGAUGGCACAAACCUCAUGUUUUCCUCUUAUCCUGAAACAGUGGAAGAACGUGUAGCCCUAAGGAUCCAGAAACCCAAAGGAACCACUAUUCCUGCUCCACACAGUCCCAUCCGUAGUGAGGCUGUUUCUGGAAUCUGUGUGAUGACCAAGGUUUUAGGCAUGGCUGCACUUCGGGUUCCUCGGCCUCCACGGGAGAGGGGGCCUGUGGUGGUUAAAGAUGAGGAAGAGGAAGGGAAGUGCCUUCCUAGCCUGGAGGUGUUCCGCCAGCGCUUCCGGCAGUUUGGGUACCAUGACACACCUGGCCCCCGGGAGGCCCUGAGCCAGCUCCGGGUGCUCUGCUGUGAGUGGCUGAGGCCCGAGAUCCACACCAAGGAGCAGAUCCUGGAGCUGCUGGUGCUGGAGCAGUUCCUGAGCAUCCUGCCCCAGGAGCUCCAGGCCUGGGUGCAGGAGCACUGCCCGGAGAGCGCUGAAGAGGCCGUCACUCUCCUAGAAGAUCUGGAGCGAGAACUGGACGAGCCAGGGCAGCAGGCCUCACCGCCUCCAAAUGAGCAGAAACAGAUGUGGGAGAAGAGAUCCUCUUCAGGAACGGCAAAGUUUCCAAGCAGUGUGCAGCCCCAGUCUGUGGAGACCAGUCACAGAUGCGAAGCUUGGGAGCCCUUGUACAUUCAGGAGACUGGGGAAGAGCAGGAUUUCACUCCAGAGAUGAAACAGAGUCAAGAUCAUAAAUCGAACACCCAGAAUGAGGAAUCAACAGAGAAGCAGAAAAGUUCUGAAGAAUCUCAAGAAUUCAAAAGGGAUAUUAUUCCUGUGAUUAUUGCCAGUAAAUGUGAGUCCAGGUUAGAAAGGCAGUGGGUAAACCUUGAAAAGGAAAGAGGAACAAAAACUCCUCUCCUAGACAAAGGUUCUAAGAAAGGCAGAGAAUUGAUUCCCACUAAACCUACCCCAGGAGAGAGGCGUUACAUUUGUGCCGAGUGUGGAAAGGCCUUUAGUAAUAGCUCAAAUCUUACUAAACACCGGAGAACACACACUGGGGAGAAACCAUAUGUGUGCACCAAAUGUGGGAAAGCUUUCAGCCACAGUUCAAACCUCACCCUUCAUUACAGAACACACUUGGUGGACCGGCCCUAUGACUGUAAGUGUGGGAAAGCCUUUGGUCAGAGCUCAGACCUCCUUAAACAUCAGCGAAUGCACACUGAAGAGGCACCAUAUCAGUGUAAAGAUUGUGGGAAAGCUUUCAGUGGUAAAGGCAGCCUCAUUCGACACUACCGGAUACACACUGGGGAGAAACCUUACCAGUGUAACGAGUGCGGGAAGAGCUUUAGUCAGCACGCAGGUCUUAGUUCACACCAGAGACUCCACACUGGAGAGAAGCCAUAUAAAUGUAAGGAGUGUGGGAAAGCCUUCAACCACAGCUCAAAUUUUAAUAAACAUCAUAGAAUCCAUACUGGGGAGAAGCCCUAUUGGUGUAAUCAUUGUGGAAAAACCUUCUGUAGUAAGUCCAAUCUUUCCAAACAUCAGAGGGUCCACACUGGAGAGGGAGAAGUGCUUUGUGAGAUUUUUGCACAGUCUCCAAGCACAAAGAAGCUACUCUCUUACAGCAGGGGCGGGUCGGCUUGGGACCCCGGUCGCUGGGGCAAGGUGCGCUCUCCCCUGCCCUCGGCAGCUCGUGGGAGACCCCGGCCACCCCCGCCGCCUGCUCGCGGUCAGCGGCACCCGAGCACGCGCUCAGAGGCCGAGGUACGCGGCUCUUCGCCUGGCCCAGCCAACAGGGGGCGCGGCGGCGGGCCGGAAAGCCAGGGCCGGUAUGGGCGAGGGCGCCAAACCACCGAGAGGAGAACACCUCCCAUGUUCCUAGAGAGAACAAGUGGGCGCGGAGGGGCCUCGGGGGAUAGCGUGGGCGGUGAAAAGCGCCGACCCGGAAGCGAAACAGAGAGAACUUCCGUUCUUUGUUCUGUCCCGGUGUGUGGGUCUGUGACAGGGUCCGACACGGCCUGCCCCGUGUCCGGCUCCCCAGAUCUCCCGUCCUUGCCCCCAGGGUCAUCUUUCUCGGUCCCCAGGAGCAGCUUCAGGGAGAGGUGUUGGCAGCAGAGCAAGGAAGGGCCCUGCCUGGACCUGACGCUGUGGGGGCACAAUGGAGAUUUUUCUUCCCACGAGAAACACUGUACCAGAGACCCAGAGCUUCUGGCCCUACCGAUGGAAACUCAGGCUGAUUGCGUAUCUCAGGAACCUCAGCCCCUGCUUGAGAGUGCUCUUCCUUCCUCAAAAGUUCCUGCGUAUUCUGACAAGGACAGCCUGGGGGAUGAGAUGUUGGCAGCUGCACUGCUAAAGGCCAAGUCCCAGGAGCUGGUGACAUUUGAGGAUGUAGCUGUGUACUUCAUCCGAAAGGAGUGGAAGCGUUUGGAGCCUGCUCAGAGGGACCUCUAUAGGGAUGUGAUGCUGGAGAAUUAUGGAAAUGUGUUCUCGCUGGAUGGUGAGACCAGAACUGAGCACGAUCAAGAAAUUUCUGAAGAUACAGGAUCACGUGGGGUGCUGUUGGGAAGAUUCCAAAAGGAUAUUUCUCAGGGUCUUAAGUUUGAAGAAGCCUAUGAACAAAAAGUCAGUCUAAAGAGGCAAAUGGGGAACUCCUCUGGAGAAAGAUUGAAUAGGAAGAUAGAAGAUUUUGGUCAAGUGACAGUUGAGGAAAAGCUAAGCCCUGCAGGAGAGAGAAGUGAGAAGUAUAAUGAUUUUGGGAACAGCUUCACUGUGAGUCCUAACCUCAUUUCGCAUCAGAGACUUCCUAUGGGAGACAGACCCCAUAAGUGUGAUGAAUGUAGCAAGAGCUUUAAUAGAACUUCAGACCUUAUUCAACAUCAGAGAAUCCACACGGGGGAGAAACCCUACGAAUGUAGUGAGUGUGGGAAGGCCUUCAGCCAGAGCUCACACCUUAUUCAGCAUCAGAGAAUCCACACCGGAGAGAAACCUUACGAAUGUAAUGAUUGUGGGAAGACCUUUAGUUGUAGCUCUGCCCUCAUUCUGCAUCGGAGGAUCCAUACCGGGGAGAAGCCCUAUGAAUGUAACGAAUGUGGGAAAACCUUUAGCUGGAGCUCUACCCUCACUCAUCAUCAGAGAAUCCACACUGGAGAGAAACCGUAUGCUUGUAAUGAAUGCGGGAAGGCUUUUAGUAGGAGCUCCACCCUCAUCCAUCACCAGAGAAUCCACACUGGAGAGAAGCCCUAUGAAUGUAACGAGUGUGGGAAGGCCUUCAGCCAGAGCUCACACCUCUAUCAGCACCAGAGAAUCCACACUGGAGAGAAGCCCUAUGAAUGUAUGGAAUGUGGAGGAAAGUUUACCUAUAGUUCAGGCCUUAUUCAGCAUCAAAGAAUCCACACAGGGGAGAAUCCCUAUGAAUGUAGUGAGUGUGGGAAAGCCUUUAGGUAUAGCUCAGCCCUUGUUCGCCAUCAGAGAAUUCACACUGGAGAGAAGCCUUUGAAUGUGAUGGGAAUGAGCAAAAGUUCUCUCAGAGUUACUGCUGAAUUAAAUAUCCAAGAGUCUACAUGAAAGACAGCCACACACCUGUUUUCCUCACUUCCUCUGAGUCUAAAGAGCUCCUGCCUUACUAUAUGAGUAUGAAUAACUUAGAAUGUAUCCCUUCCGACUCAACCCUUUCACUUUAGAGAAUGGGGCAAAUUGGGCAAAUCAUCCUGGCACAGUGAUGAAGCUACCUAGUCUGUUUCCCCAAGAAUGACACCAGGUGGCGAGCGGCAGGUUAAGUGCUGUGAAUAAGAGGGAGGCUCUGGGACUUAUCACCUUCCAUUCUGGAAGGGAGUUUGCACUAGACCAUUUCUUUCACACCAGAGGAGCCUUUCUUUCCAAGGUGGGGAAUGGAAGCACAGUAGGAAUAAAAUUCCAAGGAUUCCUGUAGUCGGAGUCAGUAUAGUCAGCACAGAAGGCAGUGGAAAGAAUGUUCUGAGUCCUAUUUGAUAAGAAGGGGAAAUGGAGGCUGUAUUUCAAAGCCACUGUUCCUAAUCCAGCUUUAAGUUUUGAUAAGGAAUGUGCUAUUUUUUUGUUGUCUCAUGACUUCAUUAAUUAUGGAAAAACUUGGUGCUGAGGGAUGUGUUAUUUUAUUGGGGGCGGGGGAACCCCAAGAGGUUUUCUGUGAUAACUAUUUUGCAGGGCUCUUGGAGUAGCAAGCCCAGGUUUCCAAGAGCAGCAAGGCAGGCAGUUUUGUUGGAGAACUCCUUGUACUUCCCUCCUGUGAUAGAUAUGGCUGCGAAAUCCAUCCGAAUACCAGUAAGUCUAACGGAGAGGAGCAGAAGCGUUUGGCAUUGGCCUGGUUUCCCUCCUGCUCUCUCCCUGUUCUCUCCCCACUCCUGUGUUGGAAAGUGAUUUAAUCCAAACCCCCAGUUACUAGGAAUGCUUUUAUGGAGCUCACUCAGCCAGCUUGCCCUGCCCUCUGUCCCCUGUGACCUAUGACACCUGGCCCCAGCAGCCGGAUCCCUCCUGACCCCACUUCUGACUUCAGCAGCCAAGUAUGAGUGCAAAGAAAAAGCAAAGCCCAGAGAAGGGAGUCUCUGGCCUGACUGGGCCGCGUUGCUGGGUUAGGAUGGAGCUCCCGAGUUUCCCAGCUGAAGGGAUGAUCUUUGGUUCUGUCUUCCCAAUCCUGCUCAUCCUGUAGCAUAAAUGAAGUGCACUAUUAAACAGAAUAGUUUCUUAGAAGGAGAGAUUGAGUGUGUUUUUGUGCAGGAGCACAAAUUUAUUUCAGUUAAAAUAGGAAACAGUGACUAUAACUGGAAUCUUUAAAGAUGAAUCUUUAAAAUUUUUUACAGACAACUAUUUUUCUUUCAGUCACAAACACAUGACCUCUUUCUCUCAAGACUCCAGGUACUGCCACAGACUCCCAUUUACACAGCUGCUCCCAUCUCAUACCCACACGUCGGAUUUUGUGUGCCGUGUGCUCUUGACUUAAGACCAGCAACCAAAACUAGAAAGGUGUUACCGGGUGUGGGGCCCCUGACAAGUGUGUACAUUGUUGGGUAGCAAUGGGCAUAUGUAGACUUCUUGUUUGGGCGCUUGGUGGGAGGGUGUUGCAGUCACGAGAAGGAAGGUUGAGAUGAAAGUCUUAUGCAAAAGAUGAGGAAGUGUCUGGAACUGGCCUCUAAAAAACUUGGGAGCGUAUAUUGUGAACACCUGAUAUGUUUUUAAUUUCUUAAAGCUAUAAUGAAACUCA